AUGAGCAUCUUUACCCUUCCUUAUUACCGGACGUUCCGCCAAAACACGCUUCUGCCAAUUCUCGCUAUAGUUAGGAGCGCAAAGCUCCGGAAGGAUGAGGCCGAGCUUGCUGCCAUGCUAUCUAGCUGGCGCGAUCGUAAGCUGCAGGAGCUCUAUUUUAUCCAAGUGGCUGCUACCCUGCUCUCUGCGGCUGCGAUCGGUUGUUUAUCUUGGGAGACUCCCGAUCACGAGCACUGGGUAGGACCAGCGGCGUGGUAUUGCUCGCUGGUCCUGUCUCUUUUCUCAGUUUUGCUCUCAACAUCACAAUCCUUCAUCUUCACCACUAUUAUCCGGAAGGAGUCACGAGCCGGUACCAAGUCACAGCCACCCAUUUUCGAGCAUGAUAUUUUGAUAAUACGCCGCAUUGUCAAAAACGAGGAUUCGCUACGAUCGAUAAAUACCUCUUCUCGGACCUGA
Daldinia vernicosa is the source of this 456-nucleotide messenger RNA. RefSeq lists its product as uncharacterized. The coding region runs from base 1 to 456 and encodes 151 amino acids. The record is from RefSeq and is a predicted model, not a curated record. The transcript has 2 exons. NCBI's taxonomy places the organism in Eukaryota, Fungi, Ascomycota, Sordariomycetes, Xylariales, Hypoxylaceae.